Bubalus bubalis (water buffalo) is the source of this 2653-nucleotide messenger RNA. RefSeq names its product claudin 15 (gene CLDN15). The record is from RefSeq and is a predicted model, not a curated record. Gene Ontology annotation, biological process: bicellular tight junction assembly; cell adhesion. The transcript is spliced from 5 exons. The coding region runs from base 1537 to 2163 and encodes 208 amino acids. Gene Ontology annotation, molecular function: structural molecule activity. Lineage: Eukaryota; Metazoa; Chordata; Mammalia; Artiodactyla; Bovidae. Gene Ontology annotation, cellular component: plasma membrane; bicellular tight junction.
AGGAACCCGGGACAUCCCAGUUGCAGAGGAAGGUCAGGACCCAGUCUCCACCCAGCCCACUUGGCCUCACACCCGUCACCCUGUGCCAGGCUCAGCCUUGGCCUGUCUUGCUUCACUUCAUACCUCUCAUUCCUUAUCCCCGCUGGGGGGACAGGGGAGGAGGCACCUGUGGGCAGCAUGGAGGAGCCUGGCACAGGGAGGAGGAUGGGGAUUGCAUCUCAGCACAGUGAUGUCCCGUGUGACUGCCUGGGUGUAGAAUGGGCCCCUUGGAACUGAGCCCCAGCCACCCCCGCCAGAAGAGAACCGGAGCUGUCCCAGCUGUGGCCUCGGGGUGGGAAAUGAGACCAUCUCUGCCAGGACAGGUGCUCAGCGUUGGCUUGGGGUGGGGACCCGGAGGUUUCUAAUCUGUCAUAAUUAGUAGAGCCGGUGACGGUUCUGAUAACUCUGAGCUGCUUAGAUUAUCAGAGGAUCAUGUCCUGGGCUUGUGAUUUAUCCCACUUAGGGCCCCUUUGGCAGCAAGAUCAAGCUUUUUGCUGAGAGUCAAAGAUCAACCCAAUAAGGGGAGAAAUUCAAGUUCAGGAAGUUGGAAGUUUGGACGAGAACAAUCCCUGGUUGCCUCAACCUGGGCCUUGGACACCAAGGGCAUUCACCAGGUACUGAGCAGUUCAUACUUGCAAGGAGCUUUGAUCUGUGGUCACAAUUCUUAACAGAACCUACGAAAUGAGGAGUAAUAGUUCUAGUUCAUGGAAGCAGAAACAAGCUCAAGGGGCUCCGACUUCAUGCCCGUGUCGCUUUGGUAAAGGAUAGGACCUGGUUUGAAUCCCGGUUGGUUGGAUUCCAGAGCCAUGGGUUCCCCCAGAUUUCCCAUUCCCUCAUUCAACCUUACUCUUCCUUGGAGACUCAACCCCGAGGUCUUUGCGUUUCUUGAGCUGUUCUCACCAGCAUUCAGGGAGGGUGGCUCAGCUGCCUUGAUCCUUCCCCACCGAAAGGUGCAGGGGACCUCUCUGUGUUCAGUCUCGGUCUCUUGCCUCUCAGCCGCUCCCUCUUUCCUUGCCCCUCUUACUCCAUUCUUUGGCCCCCGAUGAAAGCUGAGUCAGAAGCCGACGCUUCCCCUUGGCUCCCAGUGCCUCCCAUGGGAGCCCCUCCUUGGCGGCGUGUCCGUUAGUCACUCCCGGGUAAGUCCUCUCCCCCCACCCUCGAGGGGCGGGGAGCCCAGGGCAGCCCAGAGGCCAGGGGGGAGGGGGUGGACUUUUGGCCCGUUUCGUUUAUUCCCUCCAUCUCGUCAACAGCUGCCGUGCGCGCUUGGCUCAUUCCUCUGACGGACCUGCGGGGAAGCGAAGAGACCAGGGGAGAGGGCAGGAGACAAACCAGAGCCGGACCUGGGCCACGGAAGAGGCCGAGGCUGCAGCCUGCCUCCCUGUCUUUCCCUAGCCUGCCUGAACCACCCUCCUUGGCCAAAGCCCCCUCAGAUCCCCCGGGGCCCAGCCCCUCCCCCUCUCUGGGGCCGCGGGCUCCCCUUGGGGCCUGUGUCCCACCAUGCCGGUGGCUGUGGAGAUCUUCGGCUUCUUCCUCACAGCCGUGGGGCUGCUGAUGCUGGGGGUGACUCUGGCACACAGCAGCUGGCGAGUGUCCACCGUGCAUGGGAAUGUCAUCACCACCAACACCAUCUUCGAGAACCUCUGGUACAGCUGUGCCACCGACUCCAUGGGAGUCCACAACUGCUGGGAGUUCCCGUCCAUGCUGGCCCUCUCCGGGUACAUCCAGGCCUGCCGGGCGCUCAUGAUCACCGCCAUCCUCCUGGGCUUCCUGGGCCUCUUCCUAGGCAUGGUGGGACUGCGCUGCACGAACAUUGGGGGCCUGGAGCUCUCCAGAAAAACCAAGCUGGCGGCCACUGCAGGAGCCCUACACAUCCUGGCUGGUAUCUGCGGGAUGGUGGCCGUCUCCUGGUACGCCUUCAACAUCACCAGGGACUUCUUCGACCCCUUGUACGCCGGAACCAAGUACGAGCUGGGCCCUGCCCUCUACUUGGGCUGGAGCGCCUGCCUGCUUGCCAUCCUGGGCGGCAUCUGCCUCUUCUCCAACUGCUGCUGCUCUCGGGACCGGGACCCCGCCACCGGGUUCUCUCCUCCGCCAGCGUCCAGCUUCCCUAUAAGGCCCCCGUGAUACCGGCCGCCAGCCUCACUGCCCGCCUGCCCGCCGCAGCGUCGGAUGAAGAGGGCGACGGCAGCUUUGGCAAGUACGGGAAGAACGCUUACGUGUAGACAGCCGGGCCUGUGGACCCAUUCCCUUUCCACUGCCCCCAGUGGAGAGGGAUCCCUGGAAUACCGGGGCUGCGGGCGCGGGCCCCUGCUCCAGGUUAUCAAAUUCAGGGCCAAGCCACGCUUCAGGCUCCGCCCCCUGCCCGGAAGCCACACCCAGCUCUGGCCUCAGGCCCUGCCUUCUCAUGGGAGCUCCGCCCUGGCUACGCCUCUUUCCUCUGGUUCUCCAGAUCCUCUGCGGCCAACAAUCGGCCUCCUGAGAACUCAUCUCUGGCCUCUGAGGCUGGGCUCUCUUAACCUUCUGAGUCUAGGUUCCGGGCCGUUAAGCGGGUGGAGGCGUCCCCGAGUGUUUGCAGUCUGUAUAAAUUCAUGCAUAAAUAAACUUGUGAACUGUU